GGUUUGAGUCACCCACGGCGAACGCUUGAUCAGCCCCAAAACCAAACCAGGUCACCUCACCCCGCACGAGGAGCACCAGAGCACUCGCUGCUGCUGCUGCUGCUGCUGGCCUGCUUUGGGCUGAAAAGCUGCGUUUUGAGGCUUUUACCGAGGACUCUGGCCUCCCUCCAGGGAAACUCGCCAUUGCUGACAGCAGGCGAUGCCGCAGCCCAGCCCAUGGCGGGGCCCGGCCAGGCUUUGGUGCUGCCCGUCCUGCUCUGCUGCCUGUGCCCGGGUGCUGCGAACUUGACGUGCAACGGGCGCGUGUGGAUCGAGCCCGAGCCCGGGCCCGUGGUGCUGCUGGGCUCCGACAUCUCCAUCGGCUGCGAGUCCUCGUUGGAUUGCCCCUCGCCGCAGCAGCUCUUCAUCUCCCUCAACUACAGCUCCCUGCUGGCCCUGCGCGACGGCGCCGAGCGCCUCCACCUGCCCCGCUUCCAGCUGCCCCUCGUCACCGUCACCUGCUUCUCCCGCUGCGCCCAGAGACACCGCGUGGUGUGCGGCACCGAGCUCCGGGCCGGCUACCCCCCGGACCCCCCCGGGAACCUGAGCUGCGCCAUCGCCGAGGGCUCGGAGCACCUGCGGUGCGGAUGGGAGCGCGGCCGGACCACGCACCUGCCCACCCGGCACAGCCUCCACCUGCGCAGGCUGUCAGAUGAGGAGGAUGAUGAGGAAGAAAAGACCUUCCCUGCAGACUCACCUGUGCUGCUGAGGGAGCUGCACAACGACAGCCAGUACUGGGUGUGGGUGCAGGCCAGCAACGCGCUGGGCACUGCCCGCUCGGCCCCUCAGCGCCUCAGCCUGCAGGAGCUGGUGGUGCCCGCCCUGCCCGUGCCCAUGGGCGCCGAGACCACGGACACGUCCCCAGCCGUCACCACCACGCGCUGGAGGAGCCUCACGCGCCUGAGGGACGUGCGCUGCCAGGAGAGGCACAGGGCCAGGGGGGCCCCGGCGUGGCACGUGGAGCCGUGUGCCGAGGUGCCCCCGGAGGGUCCCCGCUGGCAGCACGAGCUGCAGAGCGACACCGAGUUCGUGUUCCAGGCCAGGUGCCGGCUCGGCAGCGCCCGCAGCCCCUGGAGCGCCUGGAGCCCCCCGUUCCUGUACCGCACCCCCGAGGCAGCCCCCGCCGCCGCUCCCGCCGUGUGGCGGCGCCUGGGCCGGGCCCUGCCGAACGGCAGCCACGAGGUGACGGUGUUGAUCAAGCCGCUGUCGGCCCGGGAUGCCCGCGGGAGGAUCCUGGGCUACGCCGUGAGCGCCGAGGGCCCCGCGGGAGCGCUGCGGCCGCUGUGCCUCACCGCGGGCACCGAGUGCUCGCUGCUGGUGCCGCCCGGGGCCCGCAGCCUCCUCGUCACCGCCCGCAACGCCAAGGGCGCCUCCAGCCCCGCCAGCAUCCCCCUGAACUGGGCGGCAGCUCCGCAAGAGUUCCCGGCCCCGGAGGCACUGGAGGUGCAGCAGGAGCAGCAGAGCAGGGUCCUGGUGCGGUGGCAGCGCCCCCAGCCCAGCCAGAGCCCCCUGCUCUGGUUCAUCCUGGAGUGGCUGUCCGGCCCCCAGCACGGCCUGCAGGAGCAGCACAGCUGGGACAGAAUCCCAAAACACCAAACUCACACCUACAUCCCAGGUGGGACAGCCCAGGAAGCCCCUGCUCAGGUGCGGCUGUACGCGGUGUAUCCCGGCGGGAUCAGCGCUCCCCGCUCCAGCCCAGACCCUGCAGAGGAGCCGCUCCUGGGCAGCACCUACAGCGAGAUGUCCCAGGAUGAUGACAUCCAAGUUGUCCUGGGACUGAGCCUCAGCGUGGUCGGAUUAUCCGUUCUUUUUGCAGUUGUGAUGUUUAAAAAGUCAGUCAGGAAAAGGGUCAAGGCCACCCUCGUGUCCCUCUUGCCAAGGUGGAUGUUUGAGGACUUUCCCCACAUGGAGAACAGCACCGUGGUGAAGUCACUCCAGGACAAGGCUGAUUUCCCCAGUGCCAGCCUCCAGGAGCCCUUCCUGGACCCCGCAGUCUCCGAUGUUCAGGAGGUGCCAGCACAGGAGCGGCCCCAGCGCCGGGACCCUGAGGCCAGGGCAGGGGUGGCCGAGCCCAGGGAGGUGCCCAGGGGCGUGGUGGCCCCCAGGAGCCCGGCCCCAGGGCAGCUGGGUGCCUACAAACCCCAGCUCUCCGACGGGAACACUUUGGGGUACGUGGCUGCCGGAAUCUGCCCGGCGCAGCCACCCACGCCCGUCCCACAGCCAGAGGUGGGAAUCUUCUCCCAGGAUUACACCAGCCCUGUCCCCCAGCUGUGGGACACGCAGGGAGGGACCCCCCAGCUGUGCCUGCUGGACAAGAUCAACCUGGUGCUCAACAGCAGCCUGGAGUUCCCUGGACACGGACACGGACACGGAGCCGUCCCGGAGCAGCGCUGGGAGCCCGGCCCCGAGCAGAUGCUGGUGCCCGAGGAGCUGCUGUCCUGCCUGAGGGCCACCAACAGGGACCCUGCAUCCCACACGGCAUGCGGGCAGAGCCGAUCACCGGAGCCGUCCAUCCAUCCGUCGCACCGUCCCCCGAACGCGCUGGCACCGGCCCCGGGGCGGCGGCACCGGCCCGGCCCCGCUCCGGGCGGAGCUCGGGCACGAACGGCCCCGGAGCGCAUGGAGCGCAUGGGCCGCGUCCCACCGAGCCCCUGGGACCGCUCCGGAACACGGGAACCAACGCGGAAACCGAUGAGCACAGACGGGAAACCAGAGGUAAAACGGAGCUUCGGAUAUUCGGGAUUUCGGGGGGUAUCAACCCCCCUCUGGCCGACCACAGCAAAUGAAUGA
Molecule: messenger RNA, 2829 nt
Organism: Melozone crissalis (California towhee)
Lineage: Eukaryota; Metazoa; Chordata; Aves; Passeriformes; Passerellidae
Gene: IL23R
Product: interleukin 23 receptor
Exons: 17
Coding region: 217-2829 (870 amino acids)
Biological process (GO): cytokine-mediated signaling pathway
Cellular component (GO): external side of plasma membrane; membrane
Molecular function (GO): cytokine receptor activity; protein binding
Source: RefSeq, a predicted model, not a curated record